AUGGUGCUGAAAUCAAUCAUUGACUUCAUCAGGAUCCCUUCGAACGAUCGAAGCGUUGCCAAUGUCUGGAUCAACGAGGAUAUCCGGCCACUGCCACCAUCUCGCAGGACAUGGACACGCUGGGCGUACAUCUCUUUCUGGGCCAUAAACCAGAUGACUCUCUCCAACUUCCAACUGGGCGCAUCUCUGGUCUCAGCAGGCUUGGCAGUUUGGCAAGCCGUCAUAGCCAUUAUCAUCGGCAAGGUCAUCAUCGCUGCCGUGGCAGUAUUCAAUGGGUAUGUGGGAGCAGAAUGGCACAUCGGAUUCCCCAUCGUGAGCCGGUACGUUUGGGGCAUUUACGGCCACUAUGUCGCGCUCAUCCAGAGAAUCAUUCUGUCUCUGGUAUGGUUUAGCGUGCAGUCCUGGACCGGCGGUCUCUGCGUGCAGAACAUCCUCUCUGCCAUCUUUCCGAGCUACCAGCACAUGAAGAACCACUUCCCCGCAUCAGCCAAUAUGGACACGAAGCAGUUCAUCGGCUGGGUGCUCUUCAACAUCCUCAUGAUCCCAAUCCUCUACGUGCGCCCGGAAAGAAUGAAGUGGGUGGUGCUCUGGAUGAACUUGGUCACGGCCAUCACGCUGCUCUCGAUGGUGAUCUGGGUCCUCUCGGCAGCAGACGGAGGCGGGCCACUGCUCGACCAGCCUGCUACAUCGCAGACGAACUGGGAGCUCGGCUGGGCAAUCGUGCAUGGGGUUACCACCGUGAUCGGCGGCAUUGCCGUCGGAUUGACAAACCAAAUGGACUAUUCCAGGUUCGCGCGACGACCCGGAGACCAGGUGCUCGGCCAAUGGCUCUCCAUCAUCUGUAUUGGCGCCAUCAUGCCAUCCCUGGGGUGUAUCAGUGCAUCUGCCACGCAGAGAGUCUACGGCGAAGCGAUCUGGAACCCGCCCAACCUUGUGCAGAAGUGGCUCGACACCGAUUACAAUGCCAAAUCACGAGCGGGCGCUUUCUUUGCCGGCUGCGGGCUCGUCAUCUGCCAGCUGGCGAUCAAUACCAUCGACAACGCCUUCUCCGCCGGAAUGGAUAUGGCCGGCCUCUGUCCGUCCUUCAUCAACAUCCGACGCGGAGCCUACAUCGGCCUGGUCCUGAGUAUCGCAAUGUGCCCCUGGCAACUCUUGAGUGCCGCAAGCACCUUCAUCAGCGUGCUGAGCGCGUACAGUGUCUUCCUCGGACCCAUGGUCGGCAUCAUGAUCUGCGAAUACUGGGUCCUGCGAGGGCGUCGAAUCAAGCUAUCCGAUCUCUACCACCCCGGCAAGCAAGGCCUAUACUACUUCUGGCACGGAAUCAACUGGCGGAGCUUCGUCUCCUGGAUCGUCGGCUGGUCGUACCUGCUUCCCGGCUUCGCACAUGUAUGUCCAACAGGAACAUAAACACCCUUCACACACACACACACACACACACACACACACUCAAAAGGCAUAUAUGAGAUGCUAACUCUUUUCCAUUCGAUUCUAGGCCGUGACGCCGAAUGUCACUGUUCCCGAAGCUUGCACCAAUCUCUACUACCUCGCUUUCCCGCUGGGUUUUGCUGUAAGCUUUUCAGUGCACUACGGCAUCAACAAGGCUUUUCCCCCGAGGGGGCAGGGCGUUCUGGAUGAUGUCGACUACUACGACACCUUCACGCCCGAUGAGGCGGCCAAGCUGGGCAUUGCUGUGCCCGAGCCCCUCGAAGGACAAGACGGGAGUUGCGGAAGAGAGGAAGAAGGAGGAGCUGGAGGUCUUGAUAGCAAGAAACUGGCCGGCGAGACGAACGUGAAAGCCGUAUAG
This is a messenger RNA of Lecanosticta acicola, 1804 nucleotides long. NCBI's taxonomy places the organism in Eukaryota, Fungi, Ascomycota, Dothideomycetes, Mycosphaerellales, Mycosphaerellaceae. The record is from the annotation of a GenBank genome assembly.